UUUCACCAACAUGUCGGCUCAGGAGUUUCUAUGAAAACUUUGCUGUUAAUAUUAGUAAUCCAGACGUAUAGCCUCUGGCAUGUGCAGUAAUAUGGUGUCUGAACGCAGCUCAGACCUUGUCAGGUCUGUUCUAUGUGGUCAGUUUUGUAAGGUAAUAGUUUUCAUGCUAUUUAUCAGCACAAACUUCCCGAUUUCUGACUGUGAAGGAAUCAGCUCAGAGAGAUGUCUCAUCUGGGGUCCAGGGCUGAAACCCGACUCAGUUUUACCAGUCCGCUACUUCUUUAUACAGGCGGUCGAUUCAAAGGGAGAAAACUUGACUCUAUCUCCAGGUAAAGAAACGUUUAAAGUGAAGAUAAGUCCAUUGAACAAGAAGGAGCACAUCCGGAUCCACGUUCCUCCACCCCUGGACAGAGGAGAUGGCUCCUUCGUGGUCAGGUACCGGCUGUAUGGGACAGUACUCAAUGGCCUCCAGAUUGAAGUUCUUCAUCAAGAUGCUGCUGUUGCCAAGUCACCCUAUGACCUCCAAGGUCCAGUCUAUCAUGAAUACUGUGACUGUCCAGAAUCAGACGCCUCUGCCUGGGAGAGCAUCAUGCAGUGUCCUGCUGAGGACCCUCAGAUCCUGGCAGACUUUAAAACAUUUCCAAAUAUCGACCUGCACUAUCUCAGACAGGAAGUCCCUCUAAGAUUCAGCAACAGAGGAGGUCUCAUCCACUACACUAUCAUCAACAACCAGCUGUACCGCCGCACUCUGGGAAAAUACACUGACUUCAAGAUGUUCUCUGAUGAAAUGCUGCUCUCUCUGAUGAGAAAGGUGAGGGUGCCUGAUGUGGAGUUCUACAUCAACGUUGGUGACUGGCCACUAGAGACAAGGAGGACAGAUGCUGUUCCAAUCCUGUCGUGGUGCGGCUCUACUGACACACGUGACAUUGUCCUCCCCACGUACGAGGUCACACACUCCACUCUGGAGACCAUGAGAGGUGUCACUAUUGACCUGCUGUCUGUCCAGGGAAACACAGGGCCUCCAUGGAUGAACAAAACAGAUCGAGCAUUUUUCCGUGGUCGGGACAGUCGUGAGGAACGUCUUUACCUGGCCUCCUUGUCUAAGGAGAACCCUGAGCUGCUGGAUGCAGGAAUCACUGGAUGGUUCUUCUUCAGGGACAGGGAGAAGCAUAUAGGGAAGGCACCACUUGUUGGAUUCUUUGACUUCUUCAAGUACAAGUAUCAGGUGAAUGUGGAUGGAACGGUGGCUGCAUACCGCUUUCCUUACCUGAUGCUCGGGAACAGUCUGGUCCUAAAGCAGGACUCUCAGUACUAUGAAUACUUCUACGCUCAUCUGAAAGCAGGCACUCACUACAUUCCUGCGAAGAGAAACUUGUCAGACCUCCUGCAGAAAAUCCAGUGGGCCAAGGAGAACAAUGCUGAAGCUGAAAAGAUUGCCCGGAUAGGCCAGACAGCAGCGAGAGAGCUGCUGCAGCCCAGCAGACUGUACUGUUACUACUACAGAGUGCUGCAAAUGUACUCGGAGCGGCAGACAGGACAGCCAACACAGCAUGUGGACAUGGAGCUGGUGCCUCAGCCAGACGACAACACUGCUGUGUGUACGUGUGAGCAUAAAAGCAACAAAGAAGAAUCCAACAUGAAGGAUGAACUAUGAUGGAAUCAGUCUCUAAUCUUUAUUCACCUUUAGUGUUUUUUUUUUCUGUGAAACAUUCCUGACUCAUCAAUAGUGAAGAAAAUGAAUGUUCCUGAGAAGGCUCUCAAAGACUUGAUGUCACUUUUUGCCUUUUAUAUUGUGUUUUUCUCUGUUUUGUAAUUUGAGAAAGCUCUUGUUAUUGAUGCAAGAAGCAAAAGAUUUACUUACUGUAAUGUUAAUGUGCCUUUUGGAUGCUUGAAUAUUUUGUAAAUUGUAUUGUAGAAUGAGAAAAAUACAUCUUAAAUAAAUGAAUCUUAUUUUUACACCCUACUGUUAAAUCUUUCCUAAACAUGAAAACUCAAGGAGAGAUGGGAUUUUCAUUUUGUUGGUUGGACCUCUUUUAAGUAUGCCACUGGAAAAGCAGUAAAAAAGUAGAUUUUUUGUAACAUUGAACCUUCCACAAAAAGGCUCAUCUGGGGCUUUUCGGUCAUGUUUAAAAAAUAAGCACAGCUCUACUUGCUUGUACAUCCCUCUAUUGUUGUUUACCUUUGUUACCAGCUGUCAACUUUAUGCAUUAGGUCGAGCUGACUCAAAGAGUAAAGGCUGUUCUCCUUACAGACGUAAAUCAUCAUUCCAACAAGUUAGUAUCUAAAGCUAUGUUACAGAAGCUGUGUCAAAGUCCUGCAGUUACUGUUCUAGCCUGCUUCAUACAAUGCCCAUGGUUAAAUGUUCAUGUUAGUGCUGCUCAGUCAUGGCAAAAAUCAUUUUUUGAUUUAUGUUGAGAUCACACCUCACAGGAUGUUUCCUCGUUGAUUUUUUAUAACAUCUGCAUCUUUGUGUGAAUGUAGAAUGAUUAAAAUAAAUAGGACGGGCAGCAACAACUGUGUAACAAACCCCGUUCAGUUGUAUUACAUUUUUUUCAUUGUUAACUAGUGAUGAUCUCUUCUGUCAUCUUCUUUAGCUCUCAC
Messenger RNA from Cheilinus undulatus (humphead wrasse), 2601 nucleotides. It is a transcript of the gene poglut3, whose product is annotated as protein O-glucosyltransferase 3. Gene Ontology annotation, molecular function: glucosyltransferase activity. The record is from RefSeq and is a predicted model, not a curated record. NCBI's taxonomy places the organism in Eukaryota, Metazoa, Chordata, Actinopteri, Labriformes, Labridae. The coding region runs from base 80 to 1654 and encodes 524 amino acids. Gene Ontology annotation, cellular component: endomembrane system. The transcript is spliced from 6 exons.